AGAAGAGGGAAGAACAUGACGCACACGACGACGACCACUUCCAUAAUCAAAUUUCGUUUUCUUUCUUAGCUUCUUGCCAGCCAACCAGAGAUCCCCGUCGCCGUCUCUCUCUCUCCCUCUCUAAUAAUUACCAAUCUCCAAGGAAUCAUUAUUGUAAUUAUACUUGAUCAAUAAUUAUUCAAAUCUCUCUGUAAUUAUUUAUGAUAUAAAUCCUCCAACACCCUCCAUUGCUGGCUGAGCUUGUUUUGUAAACCCAUGAGCUGGUGGUCAAGUUUGAAAAGUUCAGAACUUUGGGUUGUAGAUCAUGUUUUCUAACCAGAAAUGGAAGUGCACAUGGUCUCAGAUAGCCACCCUCGCCUCUGUCAUCGUUCUGGUCUCACUGGUUCAUAUCUUUCUUGGACCUGUGGUGCCUUCUUUUGAUUCCGUUAGUGUAAGGCAAGCUCAGAGUCUUUGUGGACCGGUUAAUGAAUCAAUCACUCAAGUGACUAAGAACUCAAGUGAACCAGCUGUUGACUUUGAUCGCCGGUUUCCUGCUGACUUACACGGUGCUGUAGUGUAUAGAAAUGCCUCAUGGAAAAGUGAGAUCGGUCAGUGGCUUUCUAGCUGUGAUGCAGUUGCUAAAGAAGUUGACAUUAUUGAACCAAUUGGUGGGAGGAAGUGUCUGAAUGAGUGUAGUGGUCAAGGUGUUUGUAACCAUGAGUUUGGGAUUUGCCGUUGCUUCCAUGGAUUUACUGGCGAAGAUUGUUCACAAAAGCAGCAGUUAGAAUGCAACUAUGAGAAAACACCUGAGAUGCCAUAUGGUCGAUGGGUUGUUUCCAUUUGUUCUAGACACUGUGAUACCACAAGAGCCAUGUGCUUCUGUGGAGAAGGCACCAAAUAUCCAAAUCGUCCAGCUCCAGAGUCAUGUGGUUUUCAAAUCAACUCGCCUGUGAAUCCUGGAGAACCUAAAAUGACAGAUUGGUCUAAACCAGACUUGGACAUUUUAACAACAAACAGUAGCAAACAAGGAUGGUGCAAUGUGGAUCCGGAAGAUGCAUAUGCUAUGAAAGUGAAAAUCAAAGAGGAAUGUGACUGUAAGUAUGAUUGUCUUUGGGGACGGUUCUGCGAAGUGCCUGUACAAUGCACCUGUGUUAAUCAGUGCUCUGGACAUGGCAAAUGCAGAGGAGGUUUCUGCCAGUGUGAUAAAGGCUGGUUUGGAACAGAUUGUAGUAUUCCAUCCACUCUAUCCUCGUUUGGAGAGUGGCCACAAUGGCUUAGACCAGCACAUCUCGAAGUUCCAAGUGAUAAAGAUGUCCCUGGGAACCUCAUUAAUCUAAGUGCUGUUGUGAAGAAGAAGAGGCCUCUUAUAUACGUCUAUGAUCUACCUCCAGACUUCAACAGCUUACUUAUUGAGGGUCGGCAUUUUAAGCUUGAAUGUGUUAAUAGGAUCUAUGAUGACAGGAAUGCAACAGUGUGGACAGAUUAUCUAUAUGGUUCCCAGAUAACAUUGCCGCUUGUAAUUUUGGAGAUGGCAUUCUAUGAGAGCAUUCUGGCAACCGGUCAUCGUACACUGAAUGGUGAAGAGGCAGAUUUCUUCUUUGUUCCUGUUCUUGAUUCAUGCAUUAUAAACCGUGCUGAUGAUUCACCUCACCUUAGUAUGCAGAAUCAUACUGGGUUAAGAAGCUCACUUACCUUAGAGUUCUACAAAAGAGCUUAUGAACACAUCGUUGAGAAAUAUCCAUACUGGAACCGUUCAUCUGGGAGAGACCAUAUUUGGUUUUUCUCAUGGGAUGAAGGUGCUUGCUAUGCUCCUAAAGAGAUAUGGAAUAGCAUGAUGCUUGUUCAUUGGGGUAACACAAACUCUAAGCAUAAAAAUUCAACAACAGCUUACUGGGGUGAUAACUGGGAUGAGAUAUCUCAAGAGAGGAGAGGAGAUCAUCCUUGCUUUGACCCUAGCAAAGAUCUUGUGGUUCCUGCUUGGAAAGUUCCUGAUCCACUCUCCAUGCGUGCUAAUUACUGGGAUAGGCCACGGGAAAAGAGGAAAACGUUGUUUUACUUCAAUGGGAAUCUUGGACCUGCUUAUGAAAAGGGAAGGCCAGAAGAUUCGUACAGCAUGGGAAUCAGGCAGAAGCUAGCAGAAGAAUUUGGCUCAAGCCCUAACAAAGAAGGGAAGCUCGGGAAGCAGCAUGCAGACGAUGUCAUUGUCACUCCAUCUCGUUCUGACAACUACCACAACGACAUAGCCUCUUCAAUCUUCUGUGGUGUGUUCCCUGGAGAUGGUUGGAGUGGUCGCAUGGAAGAUAGUAUCUUACAAGGAUGCGUCCCUGUCAUCAUUCAGGAUGGAAUCUACUUACCUUAUGAGAACAUGCUCAACUACGAAAGCUUUGCAGUUCGUGUCAGCGAAGAUGACAUUCCAAAUCUCAUAAACACUCUCCGAGGAUUCAACGAGACAGAGAUAGAAUUCAGACUAGCUAAUGUGAAGAAGCUCUGGCAAAGAUUCUUGUUCCGAGACUCCGUCUUGCUUGAAGCAGAAAGACAGAAAGCUAGUUUUGGACAUGAAGAUGACUGGGCUGUUCAGUUCUCUAAACUGAAACACGACGAUGUCUUUGCUACUUUCAUUCAAACUCUGCAUUACAAGCUACACAAUGAUCCAUGGAGACGAGAGCAAGUAGUGAACCGGACAAAAGAUUACGGUUUGCCUCAAGAGUGUCUCCAAAAUACAAGCUGAUCAAAGCUGGAACUUUGGAAGUAAAUACAGAUAUACCUGGCAGAAUCAUUCGUAUACACAUUAUUUUUGAAAAGGAAUAAUCAAUCACAUCAUGUUUAGUUCUUUGGCUUCUUGCCUUCUGUUUUUUUAUAGUUUAGACCGGUUUUAGUCUCGGUUGAUGACUCCAACUAGAAAUUAUGAAUUAUUCAAUUGGGUUUCGGUUUAGUUGGUUUUGGAGCCAAUUUUGUAUGGAUCGGUUUGACUAAAUAUAUUUGUUAUACCAUCAAAAUCAUAUCAUAUGUUUAAUUUAGUUUA
This is a messenger RNA of Brassica napus (rape), 3001 nucleotides long. RefSeq lists its product as uncharacterized. Bases 305 to 2707 code for a protein of 800 amino acids. The record is from RefSeq and is a predicted model, not a curated record. The transcript has 14 exons. Gene Ontology annotation, molecular function: glycosyltransferase activity. NCBI's taxonomy places the organism in Eukaryota, Viridiplantae, Streptophyta, Magnoliopsida, Brassicales, Brassicaceae.